Populus trichocarpa (black cottonwood) is the source of this 661-nucleotide messenger RNA. RefSeq names its product embryo-specific protein ATS3A. NCBI's taxonomy places the organism in Eukaryota, Viridiplantae, Streptophyta, Magnoliopsida, Malpighiales, Salicaceae. The transcript has 3 exons. The record is from RefSeq and is a predicted model, not a curated record. The coding region runs from base 67 to 570 and encodes 167 amino acids. Gene Ontology annotation, molecular function: protein binding.
AGUCGAUAAGAUAAAGCAACUCCACUCUUAGCUCCCUCUUACAAAGAGGGAUAUAUCACAGACAAAAUGGUCAAACACCUCUCACUAUUUGGGCUCGUCUUUGUCUUCUCCUCCAUAACAUUCCCACAUUCUAGCUCUAUCUCGCCUACCUUGCAGCCUCGUCCUCUGAAAUCCUUUUAUCCCAAAAAUAUUCAGGCUGCAAAGAGCUGUCCAUACGAACUUGUUAUAAAGACCAGUUGCUCCUCUACAACUUACACCAGAGACAAAAUCAGCCUAGCUUUUGGUGAUUCUUAUGGCAAUGAGGUCUAUAUCAAGAGACUUGACGAUCCAUCUUCAGGAACAUUUGAGAGGUGUUCAACAGAUUCAUUCCAGAUAAAUGGACCAUGUGUGGAUGAUGUUUGCUAUCUAUACAUGCUGAGGACAGGAGCUGAUGGCUGGAAACCUGAGAGCGUGAAGAUCUACGGUUCAUAUACCAAGACUGUGACAUUCAACUACAACAAAUUCCUUCCAAAUGGGGUGUGGUAUGGGUUUAAUGUCUGUGGUCGUGCAUCUGAGUCAGCAAUUAUGUAGUUGACAAUGUGAUCAUGUUGAUGAUUGUUGUUGUGUUUUGUUAAACACAUUAUGGUAAAUCAUUAAUAAUGGACUCCGCAUAUACUGAGGA